This is a messenger RNA of Heterobasidion irregulare TC 32-1, 1470 nucleotides long. RefSeq lists its product as uncharacterized. Gene Ontology annotation, cellular component: COP9 signalosome; cytosol. The transcript has 5 exons. The coding region runs from base 1 to 1362 and encodes 453 amino acids. Lineage: Eukaryota; Fungi; Basidiomycota; Agaricomycetes; Russulales; Bondarzewiaceae. The record is from RefSeq and is a predicted model, not a curated record.
AUGGACCAGAAAUUUGCGAAAUUCGAUGCCCUCAACCAGAAGGACAAAGGCGCUGCCUAUCUUUCGCUCCUGUCCGAUGUAUUUACCACGUCAAAUGGCCCUCAACUCAUUCAGGAUAUACAUAUACUCGUCGACCAUGUCGUGAAUCAGGACAAUGCCGGUUUCAUUGUCGGGAGACAAGUCCUGUCCGAGCUUGUGAAGAUUCUGAAUGAGGGCGGCGUCUCUACUUUAAAUCUAGAUCUGCGAAAGCAGAUCGUAGAGGAUAUCCUGGCCACGGUCCAACCGCGCUUGACGAGCUACGAGGAACAAGUUAAUCUCCUCAGAUUCCACCUCGCCGACAUUCUUGAGCAUGAGGAAGAUUGGUCUGAAGCCGCGCGUGUUCUGAUGGGAAUCACCCUCGAGGCGAGUCAGCGUACGACAGAUGAAGAUAAGCUGCGCGUCUACAUACGUAUCGUUCGGCUUCUGCUCGAGGAAGAAGACUCCGUUCAGGCCGACAGUUACUACAAUCGUGCCGCUUCUCUCAUUCAUUCUACAAGCGACAAGGUCACCUUGCUUGCUUUCAAACUCUGUCAAGCGAGGAUCAGCGACUAUGGCAGAAAGUUUCUUGAAGCCGCCGGACGUUAUCACGAACUCAGCUUUGUAGGUGAGAUCGAUGAGGACGAACGGAGCCAUAUGUUAUCUGCAGCUGUCACAUGCGCCGUCCUCGCACCAGCAGGACCAAAUCGCUCCCGCAUACUUGCAUCCCUAUAUCGCGAUGAGAGAACGGCCGAACUUCCCACCUUCAACAUCCUCUCCAAAAUGUUCCUCGACCAUAUCCUCCGCCCAGCAGAGGUAAAGGAGUUCGAGAAGAUCCUCAAACCCCAUCAACUCGCCAAAAUUGCCCUUUCCACCAAUGAUCGGCUUGCUUCAGCUAUCCAGGGAGAUGAUGAGCUUUCUGGUGAUAACGUCAGCGCCCGCACUGGUCCAGCUACAGUCCUUGAUCGCGCUGUCAUGGAGCAUAACGUGCUCGCCAGCUCCAAAAUUUAUAAUAACAUAACUUUCCGGGGGUUGGGUGCGCUAUUAGACUUGACUCCUGGUGCAGCUGAGACGAUGGCGCGGAAGAUGAUCGAGCAGGGUCGGCUGAAAGGACAUAUCGACCAAGUGGAGAAGCUGAUCUGGUUUGAAGCGGCCAAGGAGGAAGAUGAUGCGCAAGGUAAGGCUGGCGGGUUAGGAGACGUGAAUCAGGACACGGAGGACACGGGCGCACUCUUCACGAAGCGAUGGGACCUGCAGAUCCGUCUGACAGCAGCCAGUGUCGAGACUAUGGUACAACACUUAUCAGAGAAGGGCUUAGUAGGACUAGCGCUCACGACGAACGCGUGAUCGUAUAAUUGUCAACAGUAGGUCUACCUCCCAUUGUAUUCCACUAUUGUAAUCCGUAGUCAACUGGACCAGUGAAUGAGAAGUGAUAGAGGCUACUCGCAUCAAUUU